Messenger RNA from Pseudo-nitzschia multistriata, 6094 nucleotides. The record is from the annotation of a GenBank genome assembly. Lineage: Eukaryota; Bacillariophyta; Bacillariophyceae; Bacillariales; Bacillariaceae.
UAAGCCUACUAAGGUAAGAAACAGAGGAUAUGACUAUUGCCCUCAAUAAGCUUACUAGUAGUUCUGACCAACCUAUUGUUGUCAAAACCCAAUUCUUCUCAACUUUGUUGUUGCUUGCAUGAAUCUAGUUGUAGUACUAGUAGUAGUAGUACCACUUGGGAAAUGAAUCAUCACCAGGUGGUCCAUGAACUAAUUUUCCUCAUUACAAUUUUAUAUGACAGGAACACCACUAGUUCCCAUCAAUAUUCAAAGAACUACUGUGUAGAGAGCAGAUGAAAUCCUAUCCUCUGUAGCAACACAGCAACAACACAGAAUAAACCAACAACAGUUCAUUUUUAUCUGUCCUGGCAAUGUUUCAGCAUACACUCAAGUUYCUAAUUGCUCUUGUUGCCAUUAUUUUUGACCUUGCCAAAAUCAUCAUCUGUAAUGGUGCUGAAAGCAGGGAAUCCAAAUGUUUUCUGAGCAAAUUCUGAGAAACAACCAUUCUUCUUCCUGGAGUAGAUAUUAUCAAUGUUGUUAUCAACCGAGUACUGGUACACUUCAGUGUCUUUAGUGGAUUCAGGAAUGUAGUAGGUUGCUAGAAUAUUGGCAACACUUUCAUCAGUGAAAACCAUGUGAGUUUACCAAAGUUCAUGAUGCGAUCUUUUGUAAGACUAUGAGAUUUAUCCCAAGAAGGAACAAAUGAUUUUUCUGGUGGAACCUUGUUGCUGCAGGAUUUAGCCAACAGAGAGUAGCAGUCAUCGCGAAAGUUCUUUUCUGUCUCAAUACUGAUAACACCUCCACCUUCAUUGAGUUUUUCAUCUGGCCAACUAAAGAUAGCACAUCUUGAAUACAUAGUUCCAUUUUUUGCUGGAUAACCCAUCUCARGUCUGUUGUAAUCCUCGUUUGAAGUCYGGAGGAAAAGAUAAGUUUGACUAGAUACAUCCCACAUGUCUGGUGCAAAUGGUUUGAAAGUUUUGGACAUGCUGUUACGAAGAAGAGGAGCCAUAAAUCCCCCAUGGUUUGAUGCUUCUUUCUCAAUGAACAAUACCAUCAUUUCACCARAGCCAAUAGCUUCAAUAAAUAAUCUGCUUCUCAAACUGAUUACCAAACUGUCUAGAAAUAUUAUCACAUGACUUUUUGAGUUUCUUCUUUAAUGGAGUGACAACACAAGGAUUAGUAGAAGACUUAGUAUGGUCAACCACAGUAGAAUGAGUUGUGAUUGAAGACUUUUGGACAGGUCUCUUUAAGGUGACAGCCAUUAUGUUAGUAGUAAGGAUUGUAUUCAAUUAUUAAUUGAAUGCUUUUCAAAUCAUGAGAUCAUCAACUGCUCAUCUCCUUUUUCAUUUUGCUUGUUCCCGUAAAUGCUAGUGCUUUGUGGCUAGUGUUGUAUAAAUAUGUGUUGUCUAGUCUUGGGAGCUUUUUUCUUUUCUGAACCUUUCACAAGAUUGAAAAUUUUGCAAGACUGGUUGACAAGAUUGAAAAUUUCACAAGACUGGUUGACAAGAUUGAAAAUUUCACAAGAUUGGUUGACAAGAUUGAAAAUUUCACAAGACCAGUUGACAAGAUUGAAAAUUUUGCAAAACUGGAUUUUAAUCUUGGAUUUUACCAAGAAAAUGCUUUUAGCCAGAUUGUUGCUGCUUUUGUUUUAAAACUUCAUGAAAAAUCUCUACAUUCACCUGAACAAUMAAGAAAAAGAGAUUCCACAGGAAGAUUAAUUGGUAAUUGCUGCAACAGAUACAUUCAAGAUCUCAAGGCAACAAUGAACAACAAAGAUCAGUUCAUCUGUUUUCUAUCAGGAGCUGGUGGUACUGGAAAAUCAAAAGUAAUUCAUUCUGUUUGACAUUAUUGUAAGAUGCUUUGCAAAGAAUUGGGAGUGAACUUUUCCAACAGAACUCUGGCUAUCACAGGCAUGACUGGAACAGCAGCAGUUAAUAUCAAUGGGGAAACAACACAUAAAGCAUACCGUCUCAAUUGUGACAGAUCCAAUGUUACUAUACAGGAUGAUGCGUGGGAAAAUGAGACUUGCCUACUCAUUGUUGACGAAAUAUCAUUUGCUAGCAUCAAACAGUUGGAAACAUUGAAUGUGUAUCUCAACUUGUUAUGUGACAGGCCAUCAUAUCAUUUGUAUGGGAAUCUACCAAUUGUCUUUGCACCAGGUGACUUCAAUCAACUCAAACCUGUGGGAGGAGACUCUCUACUGUCAAAAAAAGAUUUCCAUCUUUGGAGAGAAAAAACCACCACAUUUCUUGAACUUAAAACAAAUCACAGGUUUACAGACAAUCCAAUCUGGGGAGAGCUUCUUGAUGAUUUAAGAACAAAUGGCUUAAAAGAGGAGCACGUUCAAAUCAUCAAUUCAAGAAUUGUAAAACCAUGGGACACACUCCCUGAAGGUAUUGUUGCUUAUGCAACAUGCAGCAAUGCAGACAAAUGUGCAAUAAAUGAUGGCAUAUUUUCUGAGUUUCUCAAAACAACUCAUUCAAAAAAUAUAAAUGAGAGAUUACCAGAUCRCUCCAUUGUUGUAAUCAAGUCAUCAAACCUAAAACUGCAGAUAGACAGAAAAAGAAAAUACAGAGACAUGCCAGAAUUUCAGAAAUACUGCUUGCUGACUGCCACAUCAGAUGCUGACAUUGUUGCAGGUACAAACAAAUCUUCCAAAAGGAUAGAUCAAAUGCUUGAAUUGUAUGUUGGUAGACCUGUCAUGAUCAAUGACAACAUAGAUGUUGAAAARUCAAAAGCAAAUGGAGCCAUGUGUACAUUCAAGUCAGUCAAACUGAAAAAUGGGUACCUCGAUAUUGAUGGAUUUUAUGUUCGAUGUGUAGAUGCUGAGAAAGUUGAAUGGAUGGAGGUAAUCMUUGAAGAAGGAGACUCAAAAAAGUUAUCACUUUAACUCCUCAAGAAUAUGAAUCAAGAAUUACCCAUCAAACUCAAACAAGUCACAAAGGAAUUCGAUUAACUCAAUUUCCAAUCAAUAUUGCUACUAAUGCAAGAACUGUUCACAAAUUACAGGGGAGAUCUUUGGAAAAUGUGUUGGUUUCAACUUGGUCUUACACAAGCAAUUKGAUUUAUGUUGUGCUUUCAAGAGUUACUAGAACUUCCAACGGUCUAUUUGUAAGAACACCUCUUCUACUUACUAGUACUACGAAAAACAACAACAACAAUACCCAGCAUACACAACAAAUAAAUGAUUUCCAUUCCUAUUUCAGAAACAGCAAACAGCCACAGUGCUUUCAUUGAAAACCUUCUACUACAUUCUUUUCAAAACAUAACUCCAACCUUACUAGCAAUAACUUCAUUUUUGCACUGUAGUAAGCUUUUUGCGUAGCGAGCCAAUCAUGAGUCAGGACUCAUAACCCCUGAGACAACGUACGAUACGUACGUAGUGGUGUUAUGAAUUCCCAUGAUUUCGCUGACAACCACACAAAGGAUGGCCAUYAAGUCUUUUCGAUACGAUUGCUGAAAUCGAGCAUGGGAUAUGGAUCGAACGCGACUGAUUCCUCAUGUCUUCCAUCCAUCCCAUCUAAUCCAGGGCUGUCGAACAAAGUAAAUGGCGGCUACCAAAGUGCUUGCGUCGACCACAUGGCUUACUAAAGCUGUUUUUGUCCUAUGCAUUAGUGGUCUCGGGCACCAUGCAUAUUCCUUUAUACUAGUUCCCCGGGGCUCCUCCAAAUUGCAUCAUGGUGCAUAUCUGYGGGGACCGGGAAUAAGUCUGUCUACCGCCUUGCGUUCCUCGCCAGAUGAAAUCAAUGAGAAUAGCAGCAACGGUGAUUUUGCUUUCUUCGACGAGGCUACGAUUUACGUUCGGGCCGGAUCUGGAGGCCAGGGCUCAUCGACCUACAAGAAGGCGAAAAAGGGAGCCAACGGCAUUCCGGACGGCGGCAGCGGCGGCCUUGGCGGCAACGUGGUUCUAAAGCUUGAUCCGAGCCUCAACACCCUAGCCGGGCUUAGCAAGCGCACACUGAGGCCAAAUGCCUUCGGUGGCGGUGGUGCCGCGGCAUCCAGCAAGCGAAUGGGAGACAAGAAGCAAGGCGUUGGCACGAACGUCCAAGCAAACAAUUUUGUGGCCCGGGAGCGCCUUUACAGUUUUCGAGCCGAAGACGGCAAGGCUGGGGGUAGGAUGUACGACAACGGAAAGGGCGGGGAGGACUGCGAAGUUUUGGUUCCCCCGGGAACAGUGGUUCAAUUGGAGGUUGAAACAGAACCAGAAGAACCGCAAGAGGACGGAGAAGCUGCAACCACAACGAUGACCGUUGACAAUGACAAGCAAUACGAGUUGGUGGAAGUUGGAACCGUGUCGUACGAAAAGCCGACACUYGUUGUWGCGAAAGGAGGGARAGGAGGCGAAGGCACCGCAACACUCAAGGGUAAAAAGAAAGGAGCUACUCGCCGCGGUCCAGAGGGAGGAGAACGGUGUCGUCUUCGACUAACGCUAMAGAUUGUGGCCGAUAUUGCCCUCGUUGGUGUUCCAAAUGCUGGAAAAGUAAGUAUGUUUGCUUGGUUUUGAAGUCGUUGAAUGUGUUUGUCUCAAUUGACAAUAUCUUGUGGAGAGACCGUGAAGAUUGAACGCAAGACUUCGUCAUGCUUGGUUUGAUCCAUAUUUCGGGUCACACAAUUCUCUUCUGACCGAUCAACUCCAAUGUACUUGUCUCCAUCCAAAAGUCUACAUUCCUCGCUGCAGUGACCCGCGCGAAACCCCGCAUUGCUGACUACCCGUUUACGACGGUUGUACCGAAUCUAGGUACUUGGAUUCCACCGGAAGACAAAAACGAMAGCAACCACUACAGCAACUUCAACAAAGACGGCACAAAAAAGAAUGAACGGGCAAACCGGGCGGCGGGUUCGAGUGGUUUGGUGCUUUGUGACGUCCCAGGUCUGAUCGCYGGAGCGAGUGAGGGGGUAGGACUCGGUCACGCCUUUUUGCGACACAUCGAGAGGUGCCGGGUAAUCCUUCAUCUGGUGGAUGCCACGAGCGACGAUCCAGUAGGCGAUCUAGCUAUGGUCAACGACGAGUUAAAGCGAUACGGAAGCGGAAGCCUUGCCAGGAAGCCACAGGUGGUCAUCGUCAACAAGAUUGAUGCGGCAUUUACCGGAGAGGAGGAGGAGGAAGAGCUCAUGAACGACAUGAGGGCAGAGCUUGCAAGUCGGAUGAAACUUGAAAUGGGCCAUACGCGGCUCAUGUGGGUGUCAGCAAAAGAAAGGGACGGUGUAGACAAUCUGAUGACUAGAAUGGCUUCCUAUGUUGGUAAGAUGAAAGAAGACGAGGCAGACGAGCAACAAAAAAUCAAAGCGACCGGUGCUACAACUGUAGAAUGACACGUAGAUAUGGAAUAUUGAAUUGCCACUCCUCUGGUUUAUCCAACRUAAAGAUUGCCACAAUUGCGGGUGUAAUUAAUUGGUCAUAUUCAAUAUCACAAUCUGAUUGGAAAUGAGUUGUCGAGAUCACGCUUGUGUCUCCAGAGAAGAAUGGAAGGAAACGUUUUCUCUUCCUAGAUUCGGCUGAGACGGGAACAUCUCGCAUAAUCCAAAACUAAUCCUCUCUCGCCCCAUUUUCUCCACUGAACUGCACUUCUUCGAGCUGUCUUCCAACAGAAAGGUAGGUCUUCCUUUUGUCACGUCUCCUUUCUCCUUCUUCCCGGUUUCGUGUUGGAUACCUUUAGCAUCACCAUUGCUUGUGUGUCCGUUAAUAUCGGGAUACAUUGCAUUUUGAGAUGGGAACGCUGUCAAAGCGUUACUAUUUCUUGCGCUCUAUUUUUGGACGAUCGAAAUUGAGACAUUCUGUGUUGAAUGUGACCACUUGAUUUUGCUAUCAGCGGAGCGAUACAUUUAUAAUUGUUGCUAGUCCUACUUGUACUAACUGUUUCUAUUUUCGAUUUUUGAAUACGAUGAUGGCAUGUUGAUUCAAUAUUGGUUCGGAACGCUUAGUGACAAYAGCGAGCGAAAGCAUUGCCGUCACACUUCAAUGUACGAGAGACUAUGCAUCUGCCAAGCUUCAAUACCUCGGCAUACAAUAAAUCCCUGCUGUUGACUUCUAGCACUAUUGAAUAUUUUGUUGAUGAAAUUAGGUCUUAUUCAUAAUGCAGUUAUGUUUCACAAAAAUUAAAUUAGUCGAAAAAUG